CCUGCGAACAACCCUUUGUAGAAGUCUUUCGACCACACUCCAGGCCGACAGGUGGCGGUAAUGUCCCCGGUUAACCGUCGCCCUGAUAAAAAGGAAGGACAAGGACACUCGUUAGGAAACAUUGCUGAGAAACAACACGCUCACUGGUGAUCAUGGGCCGCCACUUUGGAGAUUUGGCCAAGGUCAGGCAUGUCAUCACAUACAGCCUGUCCCCAUUUGAGCAAAGGGCUUUCCCCAACUACUUCUCCAAGGGAAUCCCAAAUGUCUGGAGACGCUUCACAUCUUCUUUCUUCAAAGUUGCCCCUCCAAUGAUCGUCAUGUACAUAACGUACACCUGGGGCAACAGUGUCCAUCAGCAGGGCAAGAGGAAGAAUCUUGCUGACUAUGAGAAUGAUGAAUAAACGCCUCAUCUCUGAAAGCGGCCCUCUGUUGUUAAUUAAAACUCUGUACGUGUAACCAAUAAAGAUGGAAAUAUUUAUGUCAAA
This is a messenger RNA of Scophthalmus maximus (turbot), 485 nucleotides long. RefSeq names its product cytochrome b-c1 complex subunit 8 (gene uqcrq). NCBI's taxonomy places the organism in Eukaryota, Metazoa, Chordata, Actinopteri, Pleuronectiformes, Scophthalmidae. Gene Ontology annotation, biological process: mitochondrial electron transport, ubiquinol to cytochrome c. The record is from RefSeq and is a predicted model, not a curated record. The coding region runs from base 153 to 401 and encodes 82 amino acids. The transcript is spliced from 3 exons.